Messenger RNA from Cricetulus griseus (Chinese hamster), 1072 nucleotides. NCBI's taxonomy places the organism in Eukaryota, Metazoa, Chordata, Mammalia, Rodentia, Cricetidae. The record is from RefSeq and is a predicted model, not a curated record.
CCACCCGGCCCAAGCUGAAGAAGAUGAAGAGCCAGACAGGAGAGGUGGGUGAGAAGCAGUCGCUGAAGUGCGAGGCAGCAGCGGGGAAUCCCCAGCCCUCCUACCGCUGGUUCAAAGAUGGCAAAGAGCUCAACCGGAGUCGUGAUAUCCGUAUCAAGUACGGCAAUGGCAGAAAAAACUCACGACUCCAGUUCAACAAAGUGAAGGUGGAAGAUGCUGGGGAGUAUGUCUGCGAAGCCGAGAACAUCCUUGGGAAGGACACCGUGAGGGGCCGGCUCCAUGUUAACAGUGUGAGCACCACUCUGUCAUCAUGGUCGGGGCACGCCCGGAAGUGCAACGAGACAGCCAAGUCCUACUGUGUGAAUGGAGGCGUGUGCUACUACAUCGAGGGCAUCAACCAGCUCUCCUGCAAAUGUCCAAACGGAUUCUUCGGACAGAGAUGUUUGGAGAAACUGCCUUUGCGAUUGUACAUGCCAGAUCCUAAGCAAAAGGCUGAGGAGCUGCACCAGAAGAGAGUCCUGACAAUUACUGGCAUCUGUGUGGCUCUGCUGGUCGUGGGCAUCGUCUGUGUGGUCGCCUACUGCAAGACCAAAAAACAGCGAAGGCAGAUGCAUAACCAUCUCCGGCAGAACAUGUGUCCGGCCCACCAGAACCGGAGCCUGGCCAAUGGGCCCAGCCACCCUCGGCUGGACCCUGAGGAGAUCCAGAUGGCAGAUUAUAUCUCCAAAAAUGUGCCAGCCACAGACCACGUGAUCCGGAGGGAAACUGAGACUACAUUCUCUGGGAGCCACUCCUGUUCACCUUCUCACCACUGCUCCACAGCCACCCCCACCUCCAGUCACAGACAUGAGAGCCACACGUGGAGCCUGGAACGUUCAGAGAGCCUGACCUCGGAUUCCCAGUCAGGCAUCAUGCUGUCCUCAGUGGGCACCAGCAAGUGCAACAGCCCAGCAUGUGUGGAGGCUCGGGCACGGAGGGCAGCAGCCUACAGCCAGGAGGAGCGGCGCAGGGCUGCCAUGCCACCCUACCAUGACUCCAUAGACUCCCUGCGUGACUCUCCACACAGUGAGAG